CUUAACGAUGUCCAAUAUUAUCGAUACUAGCAAGAAAGUACCGAUAAUAUGUAUGCCUGUAACGAUAAGAAUUAUGCGGGCUUUUCAAGUAUUUCCACCGAAAGGCAAAGAACUGGAACCUGGUAUCAGAUUCUAUUUAAAAUUUUUGUUAAUUUCUGUAAUUUCCUGUUUGCCAUGGCUCAGCAGUAUUUUACAUUUAGUAAAGACUCUACAAAGCAAAGAAAAUAAUCGUAUCGAACUUGAUGUCAACUAUGCUGUGUCAUUUACCACGACUUACGCUUUGGUAUGGGCCUAUUUUGUUAAAAUUAAGUCAGUAUCCGCCAUGUAUAACUACAUGUCCGACUUCGAGACAUUCGGAAAGCCCUUAGAUUUUGAUAGAGAUAACAUGGAUUUUAAUAAAUAUGCCAAAAUGCAUUUUGUUUACUUGGAGUCUUUAAUCUGGAUAAUUAUUUUUACUUCGAAUAUAUUUAAGAAGGAAACCUGCCACCUAGAAAACCAAGCUCGUAAUAUGACAGAAGUGUGUGGAUUAUUUACGUAUACAUGGACACCUUUUAAUAUUGACUUCUUUCCUGUUAGGGAAAUUUAUAUGCUUGUUCAGGUUUUUGGGGUUCAUCACUUAUAUAUGGUUGCUGGAUUAAUGGCUUGGCUAGUCUUUGAAACCACCCAUCACAUUGUUGUAAGAAUUAGACAUGUAAAGCAUGUGAUAAUUGAGGCAUUAGCUGAGAAAGAUCCUGUAAUUAGAAGAGACCGAUUUCGAGGUGCUGUACAAUAUCACAAUUCUCUUUUUGGCUUGGAAUACAUAGUAAACGAUGCUUUCAGUAUAUUUCAGUUUACUCAUAUGGUACUCACUGCUGCGGUGUUAGGAACUGGAAUAUACUCUUUAUUACAUGCCAAAUCUUUAUCAACAUUUAUGGUGUGUACUGGCUGGUUUUGGGGUUUAUUUAUGGACUGUUUCAGUGGUCAGCGUCUUCGAGAUGAGAGCUUAGAAUUAGCAGUGGCUGUAUACGAGUCUCCUUGGUACACUUACGAAGUCGAUUUACAAAUGGAUGUCAUGUUGGUUUUAAAGAGGUGCCAGACUAGCUUACAGCUACGUGCUGGCUCAUUUGGUGUAAUGGAUAGAGCGAUGUUUCUAGGGGUGCUAAAGGUAACCUAUUCCUAUAUAGCUUUAUUACAAAAUACAUAGUAUGGACAAGGAACAACAAGGAAAAAUUUGAAGCACUAUAUUAUAAUUUAAGGC
Diabrotica virgifera virgifera (western corn rootworm) is the source of this 1237-nucleotide messenger RNA. RefSeq names its product odorant receptor 63a-like. Gene Ontology annotation, molecular function: olfactory receptor activity; odorant binding. NCBI's taxonomy places the organism in Eukaryota, Metazoa, Arthropoda, Insecta, Coleoptera, Chrysomelidae. The transcript is spliced from 7 exons. Gene Ontology annotation, cellular component: plasma membrane. Bases 8 to 1183 code for a protein of 391 amino acids. The record is from RefSeq and is a predicted model, not a curated record. Gene Ontology annotation, biological process: sensory perception of smell; detection of chemical stimulus involved in sensory perception of smell.